Molecule: messenger RNA, 990 nt
Organism: Homalodisca vitripennis (glassy-winged sharpshooter)
Lineage: Eukaryota; Metazoa; Arthropoda; Insecta; Hemiptera; Cicadellidae
Product: piggyBac transposable element-derived protein 4-like
Exons: 1
Coding region: 1-990 (329 amino acids)
Source: RefSeq, a predicted model, not a curated record
AUGAAGAAUCGGUGUGCAUACAUCCAGUACAUGCCGAACAAACGACAUGCGAGGUUUGGAGUGAAGAAGUUCGAGCUUGUUGACUCCAAAACCAUGUAUGUCAUACAUAUUGACAUGUAUUCUGGGAAAGACCAUCUGGCAGAGGAACAUGCUCCUUUCACACAGAAGGUUGUUAUGAAUCUGUUAGAACAGGGAGGAUGUCUUUAUAAAGGCUACCAUGUCUUUACCGACAACUUCUACACGAAGUUGCCCCUAGCGCAGCUACUGUUGGAUAACAACACUUUUUUGACAGGGACUGUGAACAAGAACUCAAUGGACCUGUCAAAAUCUGUGCUGAGAACUGUGCUUGGUCCGCAAAAGUCUGUGUACUUCAGGCGAGGCCCGGUUCUUCUUGUUGGUUACAAGCAGAAGAAACCUACAAGAAAGCCGGUCUACCUGAUUUCGACUGCGUACCAUGCAGAGGACAGGGUUAUCCGCAGUCGUAAAAGUGGUUUGGAGGCCAUCAAACCUGUUCUUAUAGAUAAGUACAACCAGCUGAUGGGUGGAGUUGAUUGUAAGGACAAAUCCCUCUACCACUGGUCAUGUACUCGAAUUACUCGCCGCUACUGGAAAAAGUUAUUUUUCAACCUCCUAGACAUGUGUGUGUCGAAUGCAUAUGUUGUGUACGCACAUCAGUGCAUUCCUGAUGCACCCAUGGACAGGAAAAACUUUAUCCUGGAGGUGAUACAAAGCCUGACUUCUGCCUCUGAGCCUGAGCCCAUUCAUAUUCCUGACCUUGGAGGUGAUGGUCCUUCACAUCAAGCGGAGCACCUACCGUCAAAUCUGUUGAGGGUCUGCGGCGUAUGUGGGAAGAGAUCCAACCGUUGGUACCCUGGAUGUAAUAUUGGGGUCCACAAUGCGUGUGAGCUACUACUGAAACAUUACUGGCGUCCCAAAUACUGCGGCAGGAAAAAGAAGCGCGCACCAAGCUGUUCAAGCGACUCGGACUAA